CGAGAACAGGCUGACGUGCUGCACCGUCUCGUACGUAGCGUAUUGCGUCAUCACGCAACGGGCGUGGCCGAACACCAACACGGAAGUCACUCCUGUGGUCCUGACUUGCCUGGCACCUUGGCACCGUAGUACCCUCAAGAGGAGAAUCUGGGAUUCUUUGUCCCCUCUUACCCAGCUCACCGGCUUCAUUUGGACAUUUACUUGACAUCCGGGACACUACAAUGCUCGCACCGAGGUUCCUGCUGCUGCGGUCAGCUGCGUCCUUCACGGCCAGGUCCUUCUGCGCGGGGGGGGGCGUGUCCAAGCCCGGCAGGGCGCCCGACAUGGCAGAAGGAAAUCCCCUUUUACACGUGUCCAACGUGCGAAACAGGCUGAGAGAAAUCGUGGGAGCUUCCACUAACUGGAGGGACCACCAGCAGGCCAUGUCGGAGCGCCUGUCGCUGUCGUCCAUGUUGGCGAAGUCUCAGAACGACCUUCCAGCCAAGAGGAUGAAGGACAGCUACCUGGAGGUGCACCUGCCUCUGGGCUCCGAGCCCCAGCUCCGAGAGAAAUACCUCACCUUCCACAACACUGUCAGGUUUGGGAGAAUCCUGGAGGACUUGGACAGUUUAGCAGUCCUCAUCUCUUACUCUCACACCUACAAUCCGACACUGAAGAAGUCUCCUCUGUCCAUCGUCACCGCCCUGGUGGAUAAGAUCGACAUGAGGCAGCAUAUAAUCUAUCCUGACUGCGACAUCAAGUUCACCGGUCAUGUGACGUGGGUGGGAAAGACUUCUAUUGAAGCCAAGAUGCACAUGUCACAGUACGUUAAUGGAGCGUACACCCCGGUUCUGGAUGCUACAUUUGUCAUGGUGGCCCGGGAUCCAGAAAAUAAGAGGGCGGCUUUUGUAAAUCCACUGAAGCCUGAAGGUCCAGAGGAGGAGAAGCUCUUCCAGGAAGGAGAAGCCAACAAAUCGCGGCGUGUGGAUCUGAGCACCGCGUCGCUGCUGAAGGUGGCGCCCACAGACGAGGAGAGGAAGAUCGUACACAGUCUGUUCCUCAACACGCUGGACACAAAGACGGUCAGUUUCCGCAGCAGAGUUCUUCCUCCAAACUCCUUGUGGAUGGAAGACGCCAAAGUGAAAGGACUGGAGAUCUGCCACCCUCAGGAGAGGAACAUCUUCAACAGGAUAUUUGGAGGUUUUCUGAUGAGGAAAGCCUACGAGUUGGGCUGGGCCAACGCCUGCUCCUUCGGAGGAUGUCGACCCAGUCUGGUAGCUGUUGAUGAUAUCCUCUUCCAGAAGCCCGUGGACAUCGGCUCGCUGCUGCUGCUCUCAUCACAGGUGUGUUACACACAGGGGAAUCACAUCCAGGUCCGAGUUCACAGCGAGGUGUUUGACCCUCUGACCCGCCAGCACAACACCACCAACGUCUUCCACUUCACCUUCGUAUCUGACCGCGCCGUCCCCAACAUCAUCCCAAAGACAUAUGGAGAGUCGAUGCUUUACCUGGACGGGAAGAGACACUUUAAUCGACGUGGAGACCUGAACGCAAGAUGUUGCUGCUGCCAAAACCUGUGUGUGGGUGUGUGUGUGUGUGUGUUGUGUGUGUGUGUGUGUGUGUGUGGGUGUGUGUGGUGUGUGGUGUGGGUGUGUGUGUGUUGUGUGUGUGUGUGUGUGUGUGGUGUGUGGGUGUGUGCGUGUGUGUGGCGUGUGUUUGUGAGAGGAGUGGGUGAGGAUGUGUGAGUCGUGUGUGGAGAG
This is a messenger RNA of Etheostoma spectabile (orangethroat darter), 1739 nucleotides long. Its product is annotated as acyl-coenzyme A thioesterase 9, mitochondrial. Gene Ontology annotation, cellular component: mitochondrion. Bases 222 to 1724 code for a protein of 500 amino acids. Gene Ontology annotation, molecular function: fatty acyl-CoA hydrolase activity. The transcript has 16 exons. Lineage: Eukaryota; Metazoa; Chordata; Actinopteri; Perciformes; Percidae. Gene Ontology annotation, biological process: acyl-CoA metabolic process. The record is from RefSeq and is a predicted model, not a curated record.